CGUUCACAUGGUAAACAUACAGACGAUCCAAAAGUAGGGCCGACACCAAAAUUUUAGCAAACACCAAGACAGCUGAGUGAGUACAGAACAGUAUAUUUAUAAAAUGAGUGCUAAAAGGAGAGGCAGGCGGUCAAGAGUACCUGCUGAUGCACAGAACCCAAAUAACUCAAAACUUAUCAAUGGGAAGGGUUGUUUUUUCUCUGAGUCAACAUUCCAGCGUAUUAUGGGCCCUGAGCCCACAUUUGAAGAGAAAAUACUAGCACAGCUUGCCAGGCUAAAGACAGAGAACCGUGAAGAGAAACAAAAGGCAGCUAAACAAACCCACAAAAAGAAAGCUAAAAAGUCUUCCAGUGCUACAGAUGGUGAGGCUGAAAUAAAAGUUGAACCAAAAACAAGAUUACCUCAAGGUACUGUGGCAGAUGUUCCACACAGUUUGACUGCAGAUAUAUCAAAGGAUGUUGCAGAAGAUCUUAAAGCAGAUAUUCCACACAGCAUUAUGGGAGGAAUCCCAUACACUGUUACUGUAGAUAUCCAACAGAAUGUUAAAGCAGAUAUCCCAGAUAUUGGAAUGGGAGAAAGUCUAUUCUGUGUUACUGUAGAUAUCCCACAGAAAGUUAUGGCAGAUACUCCACAGAAUGUUAUGGCAGAUAUCCCACAAAAUGUUACAACAGAUAUGCCACAGAAUGUUACAACAGAUAUCCCACAGAAUGUUACAACUGAUACUACACAGAAUGUUACAACAGAUACUACACAGAAUGUUACAACAGAUAUCCCACAAAUUAUGGUACAAAUGCCAUACAAUGUUACUGCAAAUAUCUCAGAAAGUAUCUCUGAGAUCAAUUCUACAGACAUGAAACUAACCCAUCUUGAAUAUAAUCUAGAUGACAGCCUACAGCUUUCAGACAACAAACAAGUAUUUAUUUCUGAAUCUGGCACCUGCGUCAAGGCCGAAGUUUCUUCAAGCUCACAAGCAAUCAGCUUGGCUGCUGGCCAUGAAUCUGGUAGUUCAGUGGUACCACAUUCUGGUAGCUUUAACCUGAAGAAUGUGCAAGAUUUAAGAAGUUUUGAGCAGGGUACUGAGACUAUCAUAGAUUCCUUGAACGAAUUAGAUUCAAGAAGCUGUGAGGUAGUUCCCAAUGAAGAGAAGUCUGAGGAGACUUCUGAAGAUUUGUGUUGUCUGGUUAUGCCCUCAAUUUCUGAUGAUGAUGACAGUGAGGAGGAGACGAUAGCUGAUCAUCUGACAAGGGAAUCAAAAGAUAAAAGUGUUGAUAAAAAACCAAGUACAGUGCAAGAACUUUCUGCAUGUGCAUCAUUGUGUGUUGUGUCCGGUGUGAGUAGCUCUAGUCAAAAUGUAGAUAGCAAUCUGAACAACUCGGAUAAGUCCAACUCUACGCAACACUCUGCUCCGUGUGCACCAGAUGAAAACUCCAUGCAGAAAUCUUCUUCAUAUGUGCAAGAUGUCAACUUCCCAAUGCAGAAUUCUUCUUCAUAUGUGCAGGAUGUCAACUUUCCUAUGCAGAAUUCUUCUUCAUAUGUGCAAGAUGUCAACUUUCCUAUGCAGAAUUCUUCUUCAUAUGUGCAAGAUGUCAACUUCCCUAUGCAGAAUUCUUCUUCAUAUGUGCAAGAUGUCAACUUUCCUAUGCAGAAUUCUUCUUCAUAUGUGCAAGAUGUCAACUUCCCUAUGCAGAAUUCUUCUUCAUAUGUGCAAGAUGUCAACUUUCCUAUGCAGAAUUCUUCAUAUGUGCAAGAUGUCAACUUUCCUAUGCAGAAUUCUUCUUCAUAUGUGCAAGAUGUCAACUUCCCUAUGCAGAAUUCUUCUUCAUAUGUGCAGGAUGUCAACUUUCCUAUGCAGAAUUCUUCUUCAUAUGUGCAAGAUGUCAACUCCCCUAUGCAGAAUUCUUCUUCAUAUGUGCAAGAUGUCAACUUUCCUAUGCAGAAUUCUUCUUCAUAUGUGCAGGAUGUCAACUUUCCUAUGCAGAAUUCUUCUUCAUAUGUGCAAGAUGUCAACUUCCCUAUGCAGAAUUCUUCUUCAUAUGUGCAAGAUGUCAACUUUCCUAUGCAGAAUUCUUCAUAUGUGCAAGAUGUCAACUUUCCUAUGCAGCAUUCUACUUCAUAUGUGCAAGAUGUCAACUUCCCUAUGCAACCUUCAGCUCCAUGUCCACCAAAUGAAAAUAACUCUAUGGAACAAACAACGCCUUACGUGCCUGAUGAAAAAUACCUUAUACAGCAGUCAGCCCCUUAUACAAAUGUGCCUUCCACUUCCAACUGGUCAGAGGAAGAUAUCCCUAUAUUUUCAAUCAAAGACCCCACGGAGCCUGCUGUUCAAACUUCCACUCGCAGUUCUCAGAGAAACACCAUUUGGUCGACGCAAGAAGAGAAACCAAAGGAACAGAAAAAAGGAGCGGAGGAUGCAAAACAAGUUCUGGAAUUUAAACAUUCAGAUUUAUUAAAAGCUGAACAUGCUAAGUAUUUGAUACUGUACAACAAAUAUGUGAAAGGAUUCAUGCAGGGGACAGCGCCUUCUGUACUUACUACUGAUGAAAUGCGUGAACUCUCUACGUUUGAGAAACUACAAAGUAGAGUUAUCAAGGAGCAGGAAGAAUUUCAAGGAUAUCUGAAAGAAAAUGCCUUAAGAAAUCCUAAAUUUUAUUUAUUUUUGAAAAACCCAGCUAGAUUUUAUACAGCAAACAAAAUAAAUGCAUUCCGACUCUCCAAGAAACACAUCAAUGUAUUCAGUCAACUAAAUCAGCUCAAGGUUCCUUUUGUCCAGGUAUCUGAUCCAGCUGACAUGGUUUUCAAGAAAACUUUGCUAGAAGUGGGAUUGCCUCCAAAAAUUGUCCUCCCUGACAUCCAAUCUGGCAACAAACCUGUGGCCAUACCCACUAAAGAUAAGAAAGUCAGUGCUGUGUUCCCAACAAGGAAAAAAAACUGUCCAGGAUUCAUUCACCAUGAAUUUGUGAGUUGUGAUGACAAUGUAAAAAAUCUGGCGUGUAAGUACAAGAUUCCAGUGGUCAUGUCAUCCAGUGUGGUCAAGUGUCUUUUCAACAACCACGGGCCAAACUAUGACAGAGCUUGGAACAUUCCAGUCAUCAUCAAGGACCAAGUGUCAGAUGGUGAACAUUGCAAAGUUGUCUACCUUGAUAAGCCAGUAUUUGAAGAUGAUCUUCGCAUGAGGGACUACAACGCCAUGUUUCACAAGUACGCUGUGCGAACGUUUAUCUCUCACCCUAACCCAAAGCUCAACAAGACACUGAAGCAGCUGAAGAACUUUAAAACUGAUCUUGGCGGUGAAAAAACAUUGGAUGAUCCGUUUGACAUGUUUUCUUCAUCUGUGGUGAACCUUGAAACAUUCGGCAGUGCCAGUAGAAGUGCUGCAAACACAGAGUUCCUGGUAGAGAAUGUCCCUGACGGCCAGAAUGUCCCCAGUGGACGGGGUAAAAAACGGGCGCGUAAAUCCAAAUACAUGGAUUAUGAUGGUAUGGAGGCAACAGAAUCAGUGCCACAGGGGGAAGACUGUGGUGUAAGAAAGGUUGAUUUGGUCAAGGAUGGAGUUGAGAUCUCAGAAGAUGAUGAACCUUUGAGUAAGUUGAGGAAAAUUAGCUCUGUUCAGGUAUCUGUGUCAGCCCAGGGUGAUAAAUCAAGUGGUCAGACUCCAUCAACAGUCCAGGGUAGUAAGUCUAGUGGUCAGCUAGAAACAGCACCCGAUGACGACAAAUCCUCAGAGACAACUCGAUCACUAAGAAGCUGCCGUACUGUGAGUAAAGACAAUCACAGCUCGGAGACUGACACAGAAGACAUGCGGUUAGCUAAGAAAAAGCUAGAGAAGGGAGAUAGCCAUAAGGAGGAUAUUGCUGUGGGCAGUAAUGAUGAGGGUAAGAACUCUGACCAGGCCGGAGUGGUCAAGCGCAAGAGAGGUAGGCCUAAAAAGGUAUCUCAUGAAAAAGCCACUGACAAUGAAAGUCACUCAGAAAAAGAACAAAUUCUGAAUGAAAAUGAAUUAGCCACAGGUAGCACUGAGACUUUUAAGAGAAGGAGAGGAAGACCAAAAAAGGUCGUCGCCCCAGAGAGUAUAGGAAAUGUAGAUUUUCCAGUGUCUUCUCCACAGCAAGUUCAGUCCUCAACAAGCAUUUGCUCAUCCCUGGCUUCACAUAGCACCAUGUCAACUAUCACUCCCCACAACAUUAGGUCACCAGCUACUCCACACAGCGCUAGAUCACCAGCCACUCCACACAACAUAAGGUCACCAACCACUUCACUUAGUGCCAAGUCACCAACCACUCCAAACAACAUAAGGUCACCAACCACUUCACUUAGUGCCAAGUCACCAACCACUCCACACAACAUAAGGUCACCAACCACUUCAGUUAGUGCCAAGUCACCAACCACCCCACACAACAUAAGGUCACCAACCACUUCAGUUAGUGCCAAGUCACCAACCACCCCACACAACAUAAGGUCACCAACCACUUCACUUAGCGCCAAGUCACCAACCACUCCACACAGCCCUGAGUCACCAACAAGGUGCCAAAACAUCCAGGAGAUUCCUACGUCCCCCACCUCGGAUGAGCCAGCCACAUCCUCCAUGCCAACACGGAUAAUACCACUGUCUCCGGAUAGCUCACCUCUACCCAAGAAACUAGCUAGAACCACAAAACCUCCAAUCCCCACCAACUUUUUCAGCCCACUAGACUCUAUUCUAGGCCCCAACAAAAGCAACCAAGACUCUUCAGGAUCUAUAUUUUCACAAGAGGAUCCAUCAGAGUAUCUCCCUCCCACUGAAAGUCACUCCAGCAUCAUGUACAACUGGUGGAAGAUUGGAACCACUGAUGUACUCAUUCGGUGCAGAUGUCAUGGAGUCUUGAACACUCAGAAAGGGGCAAAGCCAGUGUAUAUAAGCCCUAAAAUGGAGUACCAGACUUGCUAUGGUUUAGAACAAGUCACACUGGAGGAGAUGGUGAAAAGCUGGACCUCAUGUUUUAUAAGGAACAAUACAAAUUUACUUAGAGUUCGAAUCAAUGCUUUCACCUCACAGAUAUUGAUGUAUGAAGAAUUGCAGUUACACCAAAUGUUACAGUCCACAUUAAAUUUUAAACCUUCUUCUUCCUUUGAAUUUGUUAAUAAUCUUUUGAAGCAAUUGACUGGCCUUGAGUGCGGCAAUUAUCUGAUAUCUCAUGAACCUGGUGCAGAUCACUGUGUCAUUAAAUUUGAAAAGAAGAUCACAAGUGAUAUUAGUGAAAGAGAUGAGGCCAUGCACCAGCCAAAGAAGAAAAGACCAGUUGAUGAAAUCAUUCCAUGGAUACCUAUCGACCCAACACUUUUGCUUCCUUAUCACGUCACAAAUAAUAGGAUCCCUGCCACCUUUUUACCUAAAGACGCUGUGAAGAAGUUUGACAACAAAAAUGGAAACAAAGGUGGAAAUCAGAAUAUGGGAAAUGAUAAGAAGCACCAGUACAAUAAACAGGGUGGCAACCAGAAGAAUAUGGGAAAUGAUAAAAAGCACCAGUACAACAAUAAACACGGUGGAAAAAAUAAUAAAAAGUUUUAGUUUU
Molecule: messenger RNA, 5549 nt
Organism: Physella acuta
Lineage: Eukaryota; Metazoa; Mollusca; Gastropoda; Physidae
Biological process (GO): snRNA transcription by RNA polymerase II; snRNA transcription by RNA polymerase III; positive regulation of transcription by RNA polymerase III
Cellular component (GO): transcription elongation factor complex
Molecular function (GO): DNA binding
Source: RefSeq, a predicted model, not a curated record